Eutrema salsugineum is the source of this 1089-nucleotide messenger RNA. RefSeq names its product WAT1-related protein At1g68170. The transcript has 6 exons. The record is from RefSeq and is a predicted model, not a curated record. Bases 1 to 1089 code for a protein of 362 amino acids. NCBI's taxonomy places the organism in Eukaryota, Viridiplantae, Streptophyta, Magnoliopsida, Brassicales, Brassicaceae. Gene Ontology annotation, cellular component: plasma membrane. Gene Ontology annotation, molecular function: transmembrane transporter activity.
AUGGCUCCAGCAAAUGGGAUGAAGCCGGUGAUACUGAUGUCGGUGGCUCAGGUGGCUCUCGCCGGAGGCAGCAUCUUCUUCAAGUUGGCCAUAUGCAGUGGCGCGAGCCUACCUGUCCUCAUCGCUUACCGCUUCGUCCUGUCCACCGCAGUUAUGGUUCCUCUUGCUUUCUUCUUCAACCGGGGAUCAUUAGGACACAAUCUAUAUUUGGAAAGUAUGGCACUAACGUCGGCUACAUUCAUGUCUGCAGUGGCUAAUCUUUUACCCGCCAUAACCUUCCUCGUUGGCAUAUUUGUAAGGUUGGAGAGAUUAGAGUUUGGAACAACUAUAGGGAAAGCAAAAGUAUUCGGGACAUUAGUGGGAAUAGGUGGAGCAAUGCUAUUCACCUUUUACAAAGGCUUUUCUAUUGAUUUCUUGAAGUCCAACAUUAAUCUUCUCCUCGGCACCAACACCAGCCACGUGACUUUGCCGGCGUCCGAUCACCGUGUGUUGGGAGCCUGCUUGGCCCUUUUUAGCUGCUUCUCCUAUGCUAUAUGGAUCAUUAUACAGGCAAAGAUGAGCGAAACAGUACCAUGCCAAUACGCGAGCACAGGGUUGAUGAGCAUAAUGGCUUUGUUUCAAUCGACUAUCUAUGCAUUAUGCGUAGAGAGAGAUUGGUCACGAUGGAAGCUCGGGUGGGACAUAAGGUUAUGGACCAUUGCAUAUUCGGGAACAAUGGGAACAGCACUAGUAGUGACACUAAUGGCAAUUAGUUCGAGACUAAGGGGACCACUCUUUGUAGCCGCGUUCAACCCACUCUUGCUCAUAAUUGUCGCCUUGGCUGGGGCUUUGUUCUUGGAUGAAAAGCUUUACUUAGGAAGUGUACUGGGAGCAAUAAUGAUCGUAUGUGGAUUAUAUGCUGUGUUGUGGGGAAAACAUAAUGAGAUGAAGAAAAAGCUGAGUGGAUUAGUUUUAUCGGAGAAAAUCGAAGUACAAAAAUCACUUGAUACCAUUGUUGUCAGUGGUAGCAAUGGCGACUCUUCGGAAGAAAUGAAAAUGAAAGAAAAUGGUAUAAGUGAAAGAAAGGAAGCGGUGAUGUCUUGUCCUUAA